AUGAAUGAUGUAGCUUGUACAAAAAUAUCAGAUCCAAACUUGGCAGCAGUUAAAGCAAUUGAAUAUGCAAAGGUUUAUCAAGAGAAAUUACUCUGUGCAUCAUUGUCUGGUGUCACAGCCGUCAUUAACAAAUGUAAAGAAGCCGACAAUUAUUCAAACAUUAUAAAGUUGAUUAAAGAUAGCUUUUCACUUCCCUCUGAAAUUGCAAGUUUAUUUUUGGUAUCUAAGGAUAAAAAAUGUGUAAAUAAUAAUUAUGAUUAUUUCCAAGGUAUCGAUUUGAUUGAAGCAAGAAAGGUAUUCAAGUCAUUACAAGAUUUGGGGAGAGCUGAUGUUCUCCAAUCUCUCAUUGAAUCUUCAACCAAUUUAAGUGCAUCUGUUAAAUUCAAUGCCAGAGCCUAUAAAGAACCAGAUGAAUUAAGAUCAAUUGUCAUUUUAUUUCAAAAUCCAUUAAUAUAUGAUUUGGAAUAUGUAACAGUAUUGACCAAUUUAUUCCAAGCAAUUCGAGCAUUAAAAGAAUUGGAAAUCAAAAGAUUAGAUGAAUCAAAGAAAAAGAAUGUUCCUAUACAAGGUCCUAUUUUAACUUUGAUUCUUCAAGAAUGGUUAUCAACAUUUUCAAAAGAACAUUUUAUACAAUAUUUAACAAACACUCAACAAUUUGUAUCGGUCAGGUUAAUGACUGCAGACAAUAUUACCUUGAAUGAAGAUUUACCAAUUAUGGGUGCAUGUCAAAUGCUCAGUUUAUUAUAUUUAUCAACAGAUUAUUUGAAUUGGAAGGGUAAAGGAUUUAGCUUUACAUCUUGUCCAUUUAUUUUAAAUACAUUAACAAAGAGUACUUAUUUACAAAUUGAUCAUAGAUUGGAACAAAAUCAAUUUAGAGCUCAAGUUCCUGGAUUUGAAUAUGUAGUUUUAAAAGUACACCGAGAGAAUAUUAUAAAUGAUACUUUGAAUCUUAUACAAAAAUAUAAAAGGAGAGAAUAUUUAAGAAGAGAAUUAAAGAUUCAAUUUAUUGGUGAAGAUGGUGUUGAUCAAGGAGGAGUUCAAAAGGAAUUCUUUCAAAUUGUAGUUAGAAGGAUUUUCGACUCUGAAUUUGGAAUGUUUAAAUAUAACGAAUCAACAAGAACCUGGUGGUUCAAUCCAAAUUCAAGUGAUUUAUUAGAGUUUGAAUUAAUUGGUAUUAUACUUGGAUUGGCUCUUUAUAAUACAACAAUUUUAGAUGUACAUUUUCCAACAGCAGUAUAUAAAAAGUUAUUAAAUAUUCCUAUUGGAUUGGAUGAUGUUGAAUCGAUUGAUCCAAUGAUUCAUCAGAGUUUGAUCAAACUACGAGAAUCAAAAGAAGAUGUUUCAGAUUGGAUGACUUAUUUUUCGGUUGAAGUGGAUUACUAUGGACAAACCAAAAUCAUUGAUUUGAAACCAGGAGGAAACGACAUCCCGGUGGACAAUAACAACAGAGAGGAAUACAUCCGACUGUAUACACACUAUCUUUUGGAAUCUUCUAUUGCCAGUCAAUGGGACCACUUUAAAAAAGGUUUUACCCUAGUUUGCGAUACUCCCUUUUUGGCAUUUAUCCGUGCCGAAGAAUUGGAAGAUCUUAUUUGUGGAGUUGAAGAUUUAGAUUUUGAAGAAUUGGAAAAGAAUACAAUUUAUGAAGGUGGUUUUACUAAAGAUGAUUCAACUAUUAUAUUUUUCUGGCAAGUAAUUCAUAGUCUUUCAAAUGACUUGAAAAAGAAAUUUUUAUCGUUUACAACUGGUAGUGAUAGAGUACCAUAUGGUGGGUUGUCGAAAUUACAAUUUUCAAUCACCAAACAGCCAGACUCUGAUCGUUUACCAUCGGCUCACACUUGUUUCAAUGCACUCAUCCUCCCAAGUUAUCCAACAAAAGAAAAGUUGGAAACUCUAUUAUUAAAAGCCAUCCAAAAUUCAGAAGGGUUUGGAUUAAGAUAA
This is a messenger RNA of Cavenderia fasciculata, 1941 nucleotides long. It is a transcript of the gene ube3a, whose product is annotated as ubiquitin-protein ligase E3A. The coding region runs from base 1 to 1941 and encodes 646 amino acids. Lineage: Eukaryota; Evosea; Eumycetozoa; Acytosteliales; Cavenderiaceae. Gene Ontology annotation, molecular function: ubiquitin-protein transferase activity. The transcript is spliced from 9 exons. The record is from RefSeq and is a predicted model, not a curated record.